AUGGCGGCGACCUUCCCUUACACCCACUACUCAUGCCCCUGCUCUGAUCUCGCCUCCUCCACCCCAAUCAUCACACCCGCACGACGUACCUCGACAGCACCCAGCAACAACACCACAGACGAAGACACGACCUUCAAUUCCCACGACCCACGCGCCGAAUACGCCCUCUACCCCCUCGACCACCUGCUCUUCUGCGACGAAUGCGACGCAAUUCGCUGCCCCAUAUGCUAUGGCGAGGAGAUCAUCAACUGGUACUGUCCGCAGUGCCUGUUCGAGGUGCCGAGUAGUACGGUGAAGGCGGAUGGAAAUAGAUGCGCGAGGAACUGUUGCAAUUGCCCAGUAUGCACGGCCCUCUUGGCUGUAGCUGUCAUGCCGCAGGAGAAGAAUGGCAGUGAGAGGUUGAAACCCAGUGAUGCUGCUGGGGAGGAAGCAUAUCUUUUGCAAUGUCAGUAUUGUGAUUGGAGCUCGCUGGACAUCGGCGUGCAGUUCAGCAAGUCCACGAAGAUUACAGAGCAACUGGCCAAGCAGAGGAAGAGCCGCAUCACGUCCCGAACGGACAGCGGAGGCGAUGUGACGAAGAAGACCUACACGCAGCGCUAUGGCCGGGAGGAUGCUUUCGACAAGCUCCUCACAUUCUACAAAGCACAGCUUAGUGAGGCGGGAGAUCCUCAGGCUGCUUAUGGCAGUAGUCCAUAUGGGUCGCCUGCUAAUCUGGCUCGGAUUAUGAGUAUCUAUGGUGGGCUGUCUGUCAAUGCGCUGAAGAAGAGUCGGGAGAAGCCGCAGCCGAUGAGGGAGGCUGGAGGGGAGAGUGAAGGCGCCGUCACAUAUGGCCAGGACGACAAGUUGGCCGAGGACGCAUUGCUGCAGCAGAUCGAGGGACUCUCUUGGGAGGAUACUACAGCGCCGGAGCAGCGAUUGUCAUCCGCCCACAACAAUAAUGCACGACAUCUGGACGAUCUCUGGCCAGCCGCGACACCACUACGAACGCGAAAAGGAAGACGCUGCAGAACAUGCCGCCAAUUCCUCUCGCGUCCAGACCCAAAAGUCAACAACCUCCGCUACAAGAUCCGCUUACUGGCACAAAACCACGUCCCCCGCCUCUCCAUCAAACCACUCCAUGCGCCUUCCCCACUACUAUCCCACCCUUCCUUCCGUCUAAGGCCUACAGACGUGGCUGAACAACCUACGUUACGGCCGCAUACCGCAUACCAAUACAUCCUUACCGUCCGCAAUCCGAUCUUCGAGACUGUGAAUAUCACCCUCGCGACACCAACAACGACACCGGGUCGAGUGGCCUCGCGUGUCACGAUUCUGUGUCCUACUUUUACGGUGGGGCCGGCGGGUGAUGUUUGGGAUGAGGCUCUUUCUACUAGCACCACUUCCUCGUCGUUUUCCACAACCCGGAACGACGGCGGAAGACAGGCAGCUAUGGCGUCAUUGACGGGUAGGAAUAACGCAGGCAUAUCAGUCGCCGAUGAAGCAGGCGAUCGCCAGCCCGAAGCAGGGAAAGUGUGGGAGAGGUCUCGGAGUUCGACUUCCGUUGUUGUGGAGGUUGUCGCCGGGUCUCUCACAGCGGGGUCUAGUAUUGUUCCCAAAACUGAGGCGGAGAUGGAGAGGGAGAGGCUGGAGGAGGGUGAUGAGGUGUUGGAGGUUCCGGUGUUUGUUCGGGCGGAGUGGGAGGUCGUGGAGGAAAAGGAGGGUGGUGGUGAGGUUCUUGGGGUUGAGAAGAGGGCUGGUAGGAGUGUUGUUAGUGGUGGUGGUGGUGGUGGCGGGGAGAAGGUGAAGAAGGAUGUGGGGUUUUGGUGUGUUCUCGGUCUUGGGCGGAUCGUCGAGGGUGGAGUGUGA
Messenger RNA from Recurvomyces mirabilis, 1845 nucleotides. RefSeq lists its product as uncharacterized. The transcript has 2 exons. Gene Ontology annotation, cellular component: dynactin complex. The record is from RefSeq and is a predicted model, not a curated record. Bases 1 to 1845 code for a protein of 614 amino acids. NCBI's taxonomy places the organism in Eukaryota, Fungi, Ascomycota, Dothideomycetes, Mycosphaerellales, Teratosphaeriaceae.